UCGAGAGAGACAGGAUGCUUGUUUUUCAUUUGACCAAAGCGGUCUGAAGGCAAGACACCGGGGCCUAAGAAAGCAAGCUCUCUGUGGAAUCUGCCCAAGCUCCCGCUUCACUCGCUUGCUAGUUUGCUAGCCCAUUAUCCCCCUCCGUUGUAUUCUCCUCCUUCUCUGAACAUAUUUAGUCGGAAAGCGGGUGAAGGAGGGGGUGAGGGAAGGAGACCGCUCCCCUUCCCUCUAAAGCAGAGGAAAAACACCAGAAGACCCAGCAGGAGGCUGUGAAAGUCCCUGGGACUCCAGCAAGGAAGUGACACUCCCAGCAUAACAUCUACUUCAGCUGCCAAGUCCGAAGCGGGGCCCUCCUCCACCCACUGCUUUCCUUUGAUGAGAACUCUUUGGAUUUCAGGCUAUGCUCUCUCCACUGCCUCCUCCGGAGCCGGGCUGCGUCCUUCCCUUCCCCCACCCGAAGAGGGGCUGAGUUGAGCCGCCUCGGGUCCGCUUUCAUGUGGAUGUCUCUGAUCCCGAACCCUUCUCUCCUCCACACCACCCGAUGUGACCCUCCCAAGCCGUGCUCCAGGCGCUGAUCCGAGGAGGAGAAUCCAUCUUCAGCCCGGUGCCAAGCGGAGGGGGAGGGAGGGACCGAGAGGGGGGUGAGCCUCUUUGGGACUAACUCAUGAAGAACAAGGGUGCAAAACAGAAGUUGAAACGAAAGGGUGCUACCGGUGCAUUUGGCUGUGACCUGACCGAAUAUCUGGAGACCUCGGGCCAGGAUGUUCCCUAUGUACUGAGGAGCUGUGCAGAAUUUAUUGAGACUCAUGGCAUUGUGGAUGGAAUCUAUCGACUUUCAGGAGUAACAUCAAACAUCCAAAAACUGAGGCAGGAGUUUGGCUCAGAUCAAUGUCCAGAUCUGACAAGGGAAGUUUACCUUCAGGACAUUCACUGUGUGGGCUCCCUUUGUAAGCUGUACUUUAGGGAGCUGCCUAACCCUCUCCUCACUUAUGAGCUCUACGAGAAAUUCACGCAAGCAGUGUCACACUGCCCAGAAGAAGAAGACCAAUUGGCCCGAAUCCAAAAUGUCAUCCAGGAGCUUCCCCCACCACAUUAUAGGACCUUGGAAUACCUGAUCAGGCACCUGACCCAUAUCGCCUCCUUCAGUAGCAAGACCAACAUGCACACCAGGAACCUUGCAUUGGUGUGGGCACCAAAUCUUCUCAGGUCUAAGGAAAUUGAAGCUAUUGGCUGUAAUGGAGAUGCGGCCUUUCUUGCCGUCCGAGUCCAGCAGGUGGUGAUUGAGUUUAUCUUGAAUCAUGUGGAUCAAAUUUUCAGCAGCUCAUCCUGCUCCAUAGAGAAUGAUGAAAACAGGCCGAUUAUGAAAAGUCUGACUUUGCCAGCCCUCUCCCUCCCAAUGAAGUUGGUGAGCCUUGAAGAAGCUCAGGCUAGGAGUCUGGCUACUAACCACCCUGCACGCAAGGAGAGGAGGGAGAAUAGCCUGCCUGAGAUUGUGCCUUCCACAGGAGCCCUCUUCCACACUGUCCUUGAGUUACCAGACAGCAAAAGGAAACUCUCUAGUAAAUCUAAGAAGUGGAAGUCAAUAUUUAACCUGGGACGUUCUGGCUCAGAUUCAAAAUCCAAGCUGAACCGGAAUGGAAGUGUAUUUGUGAGAGGACAGAGGCUUUCUGAAAAAGCUACCAUCCGACCUGCCAAAAGCAUGGACUCUCUCUGUUCUCUGCCAGUAGAAGGGAAGGAAGCCAAAGGACAUUUCAAUCGGACUGUCACCACUGGAGGAUUUUUUAUCCCAGCGAUGAAACUGCAGACGACAAGUACCGGCAGCUCUUGUGACCUUAGCAAGCAAGAGGGUGAAUGGGGCCAGGAUGGAGGCCCAGUGGGAGCCGAGGGGGGCUCUGUUGUGGGUGGCAAGGCUCCCCAGGCCCGCCAACCACCAGAGCAGUUGAAGGUAUUUCGAGCCGUGGAGGAUCCAGAGAAUGACCAGGCAUCCCCUAAGAUGCUUGCCAUGUUCUACACUUCAAAUGAUAGUUCCAGCAAAUCAGUCUUCACCAGCAGCCUCUUCCAGAUGGAAUCCUCCCCUCGUCACCAGCGAAAGGCCCUCAACAUCUCAGAGCCGUUUGCAGUCUCAGUACCCCUUCGGGUAUCAGCAGUUAUCAGUACCAACAGCACCCCUUGCAGAACACCUCCUAAGGAAAUGCAGUCACUCUCUAGCCUAGAAGAAUCUUCUCUCCAAGGGGCUGAGGGUGGGGGUUGGCCUGGGUUUGAGGAGGAGAAGACACCUGUGGCUGAUGCUUCUGCAGCUCCUGUACCUCAGAAACUAAGAACCAUAAAGUCUGAAUCUCUGGAAGACCCCAAACCAAUGCCUGAAAAGGAGAGGGCAGUGGAAUGCAGCUGUAAUCAUUCCCCAGAGCCAAGUACCCACCCUAGAGAGAAAGAAGUCUCUACCAUCUCAGCAAGUUUGCCAUUUUCAACCACACUAGAGAAGAGACAGGAUUCAGAGGAAGCCACAAAGAUCAAUGAAAGCCACCAGAGUGAGCUCAGUGCUCAGCAGGAGAGCUCCAGGGAUAAAAAAGAAGAUGCUAUGUUCCUUUCAGCAACGGAUGAAGAUGACUCUUCGAGUGCCCUGAUGUGGCCUGAGAUUCAACAAGAGUUGAAAAUCAUUGAGUCUGAGGAAGAGUUCCAGGCUCUACCAUCAACUGCCCCAGAUAUCAGCACAAGCCAACCAAUUCUCAUUUCAAGUCCAAAGACCACCCUUUCCCCUUGGACAAGGGACUUCUCUGAUGACUCCAACCUGUCUGCGGUCCCCAUGGAAGAGACUACAGAUAAAACCAGUCAGGUCCCACCUCCAGAGGGUGCUGCUAUCCCCAUGCCUGGAGCUCGAGGAGACCCAGAGCAGCUUCACAGCCACCAGCGGACUGAACAGGCAACCAAGCUGUUGUCUGAGCCGAGUAGGCAGGGGGACUCUGCUUCUCCACAGGACAGUCUCUUAAUGGGCAGCUCAGGGAAUCUACUUCCACCUCCCCCGCCUCUAGAGCAAACUCUUCAGAAAGAAGACUCUGUGACCAAUAGCCCUGAGAGAAAAGAAACUUCAGAGGCUAUGGGAACAAAUUGUCAUUCAGACCAGACCCAGGCUGCAGACAGUCCCAGUGAUCCCGGCAGCUUUUAUCAGCGGGAAGAAGUGGUCUCAGAACAGGGGGAAAAGCAAAGUCCCAAGGAGAAGACAGAGAAAUUGGCUUCGGGGGGAGAAGGUCAACUAAGGGAAUUUGGGAGCUUGCCACUUAGAGAGAGGGAUAGAGCCAGUCUAAUGCAGGACACUUUUGACUAUGAUGAAGAAGACGCCUCCACUGACAUUGCACCACAGAGUUUAGAAAUGGUAGAGCCCUGGGAGGACCACCAGUGGGUCACAAGCCCUCUUCAUUCCCCAACACUGAAAGAUAUUCAGGAAACUCGCCCACAAGAGCUCCUCCUGCAAAAUCAAAGAGAGAAGAGGCUCCCCCGUAGACCCAGUUUUGUUCAGAGUCAUUCCUUAGACAGUGAAACUACCAUGAGAAACCAGUGGACUCAUCCAUUCCCUUCAUCGAGUAGCUGUGUCAGUCUGGGAUCAUUAAUGGCUUUUGACCCUUUACAGCUGCUGCCACCCAACAGAGAAAAAGGUGAAUGGGAAAAGAAGGCACCAAGACAUUUCAAAGAGCUCUCAGAGCCAGAGGGAACAGAAGAUGCCCUUGGCAUGAAUUCAGGGAGAGACAUACAAUCCAAAACAGUAAGAACCAGUCCUGUCUGCUUUACAGAGAAAGAAACAAAAGUAGAUCAAGAAAACCUUCAGCCAGACCCUUCAAUGCCCGUGAAUCAACAAGGUAGCUGUGGCUCAGCAUCAGAGAAUGUUAGGGAAAAUUGUCCAUCCAGAGUUCAGGACAAGGCCAGCCCUGGAAUGCCUCUUGUUACCAAAGGUGAGUUGCUUCCUCCCCCCAAGUUACAGCUAAAGAAUAAUGACUGUGUGCUGCCUAAAGGGAAGAAUAGACCCUCUUCCCUCAACCUGGACUGUGUACCUCUCGUAAAUGACUUCUUUAGGUUUGAGAAUGUGACUUCACUCAGUUCACCUGGAAGCCAACUGUAUGACCAAGGAGAAGCUAAAACGAAAGAUCCCAACUACCCAUGGUCCCCCAUCUGCAUGACCUCACCUCACAGUAAAGCAGACCCCUGGAGAGUUCACUGUGGUCCCCAGGACCUAGACAUGGUUACUCAUGCCUUAACAGGCCGCCGUAAUUCUGCCCCUGUGAGUGUAUCAGCAGUGAGAACUUCCUUCAUGGUCAAAAUGUGCCAGGCCAGGGCUGUGCCCGUCAUACCACCUAAGAUUCAAUACACUCAGAUUCCACAGCCACUCCAGGCUCAGAACACAGGGGAAGAUGUACUUCCCCCUGUACAGAAGGCCAAAGCAGAGGCCAGCCCAACUGGCGAGACACCUCCAAAGUCUGCUGGGGAUGACUCACCUCCUUCCCUUGGGAGACCUAGAGAGGAGAACACAAACCCAGAAGGAAAGGGAAACGAUUCCAUCCAGAUGGACUCCACAUCUUUUGUGUCUGAUGACCACACCCUUUCUCCAGAUCCAUGCGUGUCUUGCCUCCUCUCCUCCCAGGAUGCUUCAGUACCCUGCAGGAAACGUACAUCAGAAACAGAACCAUCAGGAGACAAUCCACUUUCUUCAAAAAUUGAGCGGUCGUCUGGGGUUUCCAAACCUUUCCACAGAUCAAGACCGGGAAGACCUCAAAGCCUAAUCUUGUUUAGCCCUCCCUUCCCUAUCAUGGAUCACCCAUCUUCCUCUUCAGACUCCAGGGUCUUACUUUCCCCUAUCAGAAGCCCCACCCAAACAAUUUCUUCUGGUAUCAUUUGUGGUGAGCUGGCUGAGAACACAUGGGUGACCUCUGAAGGAGUCACACUUAGGAACAAAAUGACUAUCCCUAAGAAUGGCCAGAGACUAGAGACGUCAACCAGUUGCUUUUACCAGCCCCAGAGGAGAUCAGUGAUUCUGGAUGGAAGAAGUGGGAGGCAAAUAGAAUGACAUCAGCUUACCUACCACUCUUUCACUUAGAACCUUUUACUCUGUCUUAAAAGACUACAGGGCUCUGUUAAGAUUUGCCUGGGUAUUAUUUUAUGGCUAACUCUUUUAUUCCAGAGGAAAGUUAGCCAGCUUUGGGAUUUUCCAGGCUUUUUGUUUCCCUUUUUUAGCCAUUGUACUGGCAAUCUUGAGGCAAUUCAGGUGCUCGUUAAUAUUUACUAACAGCAUUGAGGUGCUCUGUGGAAAGACAAAGAUGAAAUUCAAUUCAGUCUAUUUUCCUGCUUAUUAGUAGCUGAAGGGAAACAUGUUCAGUGAGAGAGAUGACUAAAAUGCAAUUUGGAAAUUAUCUGUGAAUUGCGUUUAUUCAUCCACGCUAUCUUUAUCUAAUACUAUUGAGAGUUGGCCAUAAUAAUGCCCUUUGCAACAAAGAAAAAUCUUUUUCCUGUAUCAGAAGACAUUGUUUCUGAGGUUUCUGGUUUCUUCUUUUCCUUCAUAUUAUUUAAUGCUUUUUAAAGCUCUUGCUUCUUUAGUAACUUUUUCUAAUAUGCUUUAUAAAAUUCUGCUAUCAGAAAAGAGAGUAGAUUUGGAAAUAUAAACCUACUGUGCCCUUAGAAAUUCAGGCAGGUGGAUUAACAAAUAUAUUUUUUCCUUGGUGGUCCCAUAUCUGUGCAUGCCACCAAGCUGGUGCUACUGGCUAAAAGUACAGCAUAGAAAACAAAAACCCACAAUAACAAAUCCUGUGAUUGACACCAAUUAGGAAGAGACUUUUUCUCAUUUGUAUUUAGCAAUGUGUGAAUUUGCCUGCCUUUCUCAUUUACAUACCCAAUAACUCGAGAAAGACAUUGAGGGCUAUGAUAAUGAUGGAUGCUCUUUUUAUUUGGGGGCACUACAGUGUUAAAUUGGAGCUAUUUUGCUUCCCUCCAAAUCUUCUUUCAAAUGUCAGAGUAAAAGAAUUUGUUAUAAUAUAUAAAUUGCCUGCAUAGAAAAUAUGGGAUGAUGCCAGUAUUUUUUAGCUAAGUGGGGAUAGAUUCCUCCUUAUCCCCUCCUCCCUGAAAGUGCUCGUUCUUGGGGGGAAGGAUGGAGAAGGGAGACAGUGGCUAGUAAGGAGGUUCCCUCCAGCCCCCCAUCUAUCCCAAGGUAAGAGCCAUCCCUACAGAAGAUACAUUUUAAUUGUAGCCAACAAAUCACCUCCUUUCUCCCUGCCUUCUCAGUUCUCAUGGAUAGAUUUGGGAGAGCCCUUCUCUCUCCAUUCAUCCUUAUGCUCAUACAUGCUCCUUAGUCUACUUUCUCCAGAUACUUAAGGAAGAAUCUAGCCUGACAUUCCUCUAGCCCCAACUGUUCCUCCUUUCUUAUCGGAUGCAAGAAAACCACACAAGCAUGAUCUGGAGCUAGGUUUUUGAAAAAAGCAUUCCAGCUUCAAUCCCACAUAAGACAACUUAUAUACCAGUUCAUUUGCUUUGCUGCCCCAAUAAAGGAAACUUUCCUGUUUGAAGGUCAAAUGGAGAUGUGACCGUAUUGGUGAUGCUUUUCCUAGUAGCCUCUGUCAUCUCUCUGCCCUUGCCAUCCUCUUUUCAGGUCAAAUCCUGGCUAAAUCUAAUACUCUGCUCAGGUUCAGCCACCCAAGAAGAAUUGGGCAGAGAUGUUACCUUACCCUGGCUUGAUGACAUUCCACUUCAUUCAUUUAUAAAUUCCAAAAUGAUGGCACAAGAAGGGACAUUAGAAAUCACCUAGUUCAAGCCUCUCAUUUUAUGGGUGAAAAACAAGGCCCAAAGAAACAAAGUGAUUUGCCUAAAGUCAUACAGCUCGCAAGUGAGAGAACCCAAGACUAGAACUUUCACUUUCUCCCUAAUAAAUCAGAAAUUUUUUUGGACUGCUUUCUUGAUCACAGGUUUCUGACAGGUCACUGGGUAGGAAGUAUUGUGUCAGUUGGUUUGGGGGAAGAGUUCUAAAUGUCAGGGGAAACAGGUUGAACAAAGAGGUUAAAGCUCUUUGGUUGGUUUUAAUACAUUCCUAACAGAGGCAAUAAAAAAUGGCAGCUGAGCACAGCAGGGGAGGUGGAUAUUUAAGCAGUAAGGCAAGAGGAUCUCCUUAAAAAUUGACCUGUAGGAAUGGGUGUGACUGGCAUAUAAUGUUAUUCUGGAGUUACAUUAAUUAAAAAUAAUUGGGGUGAAAUUCUGAAUUUGAUGUCCAAGAAUUUCAAAUGUUGGAGUAGUUUCCAACGAGAGAGAGAGAGAGUAAGGGCUGUCUUUGGCCUUUCUUUCUGUCCCCAAUGUCUAGCACACUGCAGAUAUUUAAUAAAUGCUUGUUCACUGACUGAAUGAAAGUGAACUGGCUCCAUGCCUUCAUUCAGCAACUUGAGACAGUUUUCAGUUUUUAGGGACCAUGCAAUGAAAGCCAAGAGGGAGGAAAAUGGAGCUAGUGUCCAUGCAAGUGAAGGAUUUCCACCCUUGAAAAAAAAUUGAGUUUAUGAGACACAACUCAAUCCCUAGGCUCUUGUCAACUGCUCUUUGCUAUGGACCAUUCUGCCAUCAGCUCUCCCUUAUGAACUACAUGUUAGAACACAAUUAGAAUUAAAUGAUGAAAGCAUCAGCAUUUUGCUUCAUAGUCAGAAAACCUGAGCUCAGUAAAGGGAUAUUUAAAAUAUAUUAUGGAUAUUUGGAAUUCUUAAUUGUAACACACUAGAGUAUAUUUUUGUUAUAUUGCUAUUACAUUGAAAAGCCAUUGGGUUGCCUAUUAAUAAGUGACUAAAUUUUCAGUGCUCAGUGUUUGAUUUCAUAUAUGCAUGUAUAUACAUGCACAUCAUACAUACAGACACGUGUAUACAUAUGCACACAUGUCUUCAGUUUGAUUUUUAGAUUCUGACACUAUGUUUAAAGAAGCAUCUUCAAGAGCUUAAGUGGAAGUUCUCAAAAUACACAUUGGAAUUUGUCUAGGGACAAACAGGAAUAUUCUCUACUGUCCUUCCCAAGUCAGUCAAAUUCCACAGGCUUUGAAUGCUGACUUCUCCUCAGAAUGCCCCUGCUAGAAUUUGAGAAACUUAUUCUAUCAGUAAUUUUCUGAUGAACAAUUGCCAAAAAAGAGUGAUACCUUCUUUGGUCUUCUAUUUGAUUCCUGGAGAAAUAGACCCUAAAUUUCGUGAAGAUUUUCUCAGGCACUGCUGUAUAUGCAGGUACUAAAAGAAAUCCUUUCAAUACUUGUAAAUGAUGAAGCAAACCCCUCCGAGGCUUACUGUAACACAUUGAAACCGCAGAGUAAAAAGUGACCCAUCUGAUGUCAUUGUCCAAUGAGGAAAAAUACCUUGGGUUUUCCCAUUCGUUCACUUAGUUCAUGCACUGAAAUUUAGAUCCUCUGAGAGUAGAAGCAAGUCAGGGCUGGCCAUCUGUGACUGGGGAAGUUCUGAUACUGGGCCAUUUCACAGUGUGGCUAUAUUAGGAAGACACUAUAGCAAUAUAGACUUGUUUUCAUGCUAAAGAGAAAUUGGUAAUACCAAUUCCUUUGGGAAUUCCCCAAAUCAUUUGAAGUCAACUGAUACAAAUUUUAUCCCAUUCAAACAUGUCAUAAGUAGAGAAGCAGUUGAAUUUAGUCACAGAAUGGCUAUAGUAGGCCAAGACUUGAUGAUCUUGUCAAAAUAAACUAGAUUAAAGAUAUCUAUCUAUUCAAAUGGAAAAGAAUUCAAAUGGAGAUGGAAGUUUUGACUUUUAGUUUGAUUCAUUUGAAUAGGAAGGAAGGCAGGCAGCCUGGUUUAAGCUAUGGUGAAGUCUGAGUAAAAAUAUUGCUAAGGACAUUAAAAAUCCAAGCAUCAAAUUAGCAGCAGCAACAGUAAACAUUAAGUGCCUACUAUGUAAAAGAUAUUCUCAGAGUUUCAUCAAUAUUUAUUAAAAAGAUUUAUUAAUUUCUUAUGUAACUCCAUAUUAUGAACAAAAAAGACUGGCAAUUAAGACAGAGCUCAUAUGAACUAGAAACACUGAAUAAAGAAACUGGGAUUGAAGAGAGGGCAAUGUUGCUUACGUAAUGUUACUCUCCAUGCUCACCCAUUUCCAGAUAGGUAUUUUCCAAAGGCUGUGUGGUUCCCGCCAAAGUUGGAAUACCAUUUUGAGAACAUUCAAUACCAAAUGAAGUGUCAUCAGAUUAGAUAACCAUCUGUGCCUUCUCAUUCUGCAUGAUUUUUUCCAUUUUCUCCAGAUAAUGGAGAAAAUACUCCAUAAAAGGGUCUAUCCAAUGUGCUGAGAACCUCUUAACAUUCUAUUGGCACCAGUGCCAACACAGGGACUGUUUUUAUCUGAAAAUGGGCAAGUUCACAUGUGAUUCUUCAAUGAUGGAUUUUCAAUUCUAACAUAUUAGAUAAUUGUAUUUAUUUCUAUUGUUUCUUAUAUGACAGAAUCAGAAAAACUAGCCCAAAUUGCGUAAAGGGGGAGGGAUGGUGGGGAGCAGGAAAUGUCUACAUGUGUCUUGGAGUCUCCUACAUGAAGGGACACUACUGAACACCAAAUUUACAUGUUUGGAAUUGGAGUGGAAGAUCUUGGUUAGAUGUAUGACUCAACCUAGCUAGAUGAGAGUCAUGUACUGUAUUAUUGCCUAGUCUCUCAGAUGAUGCCUUGAAGCUUAGAGUGAUGUGUUCCCAGAAGGGUAAUUCCAGAUACUUUGAGGAUCAGGGGGAAAAAUAGGGCAGAACAAUCUCUUGGCUGAGAAAGAACAAUAACUAGCCCUCACCCAACUCAAUACAACCCAAUUUUAGCAACUAAGGGACAGAGAAGGAAGUGAGCAACUGUCUAAACAUGGAAGUGACAGUCUAGGGAUGAGGAUUGAUUAGCUGGGAGCUCUACCAUUUCAGAAAGCACAUAAUUAGGGAUUAUCCCAGUGUGUCCCCAAGCACACAACAAUCAGUAUUUCUUGAUAGUAAGAAGGGAAGUGUGAGUGAGGGUUACUUUUCUAAUGAAGUGAGGGAGGGUAAGUAUAGGAAGUCCAUGAAGAACCACCAUGGUAUUGGAAUGUGUGUUAUUGGAUGAGUUACAAGGCUUUGCUGUAAUUUAGCACCAUAGUACUUCCUCAUUUAUGAUUUUGCAAGGUGAAGCACUUUUCCAAAGGUUUCUAUUAGAAAGCCACAGGAUUUCAGUUGUGUGCUGAAAUCCACAAACUUGUUUUCCAAAGUAUAAUCAAAAUAUUUUUUCUGAUUUAAAAUAAAAUGUAUGAAUAAAUAUGACAUUAAACAUAUUCAGAGAAACAUAUAAUGUGUAAUUAAAGAUAAUUGUUAUGCUUCCAAAAUUUAUACUAAUAAAUAUUUUAAAGUAUAGUGUUUGUGCUGGGAAAAUGAACAUGAGGAGACAUUGGGAUACUCAUUAGAACUUAAUUAUGUCAAUGACAGAAUAAAGAAGCAUCCCCUAUGCA
Molecule: messenger RNA, 10438 nt
Organism: Vombatus ursinus (common wombat)
Lineage: Eukaryota; Metazoa; Chordata; Mammalia; Diprotodontia; Vombatidae
Gene: ARHGAP31
Product: Rho GTPase activating protein 31
Exons: 12
Coding region: 668-5056 (1462 amino acids)
Biological process (GO): small GTPase-mediated signal transduction
Molecular function (GO): GTPase activator activity
Source: RefSeq, a predicted model, not a curated record